AUGGCUUCCACACAGUCGGCGCCAAAUCUGGCGCCACCCAAUGGCGCCAACCCAGGUCAGGGUCAGGGUGUGAAUCCUCUGCAGAACUUGACAGGCGACCAAGUGAAGGAUAUCCUUCAAAAACUUCGACAGAUGAAGGCAUCAAUGGAUGCCAAGGGCAUUCGUGUCGAGGAUUUGCCCUCCGACAAGAAAGAACGAUAUAAAUACUUCCUUUCGGUCUAUGUGCAAGUUAUGGCUUAUCAGCAGAAAAAAAACGCUGCUGCCAAUGGCGCCCAAGGCCAAAAUGCAUCUGCCCCGUCUGCUUCUGGUGCGAACCAAGGACAACCCCAGAAUAUCGGUCAAAAGGCCCCAACUGUUAGUGGUGGACCAUGGUCUAAGCCUCAAUAUGAUCUGUUUAGACACCAACAGAUGUUGUACGAGAAAGCAAAGAACAACCAACCGCUCACGGCAGCCGAUUUUCAAAGCCAGCAGGAGUACGCUUCAGUAAUUGCACCAUCUCGGGUGAAGGCCGUGAAGGAGGCGGAGAAGGUUGUCGAGAAUGCGGAGAAGGGGUCAGUUGAACCUGCUACAAGCAACGAUGAUGCUGUCCCGAAGCAAGACUGGUAUAAAAACCUUGAGCUUCCAUCCGUCUUGAGUGGCCAGAUCAACUAUCAAAAAUACCGCAUCCGCAAAAAUCGUCCUUCUGUCCCUGGUUCUUGGCCCUAUGGUCUGGACUCGCAGGAGAUCCGUGCCCGCCGCCAGGAGGUUGUCAUACAUGCAAUGGCUCGUCGCCGAGAUGAACUUGCUCAGCAAUCUGCCUCAAUCGGCGUGUGGGAUACAGGGAAGUCCGACGCACCGACUCGCGACGAUUCCUUGAAGAUCCAAGUGUACAAUGAGCUCGCAGCUCUAGACAAAUAUUCUAAACAGCAACAGCUUCGUGAUGCCAUCUCUCGUGAGAUGUUUCACUACAGCCAAGGAAUGACUGCAAAUCGUUCAAUUCAUCGGCGUCUGAAGAAGCCCACUUUGCGUGAAGCUCGUGUUACUGAGUCUCUUGAGAAGCAGCAACGUGAAGCUCGCGACACGCGCGAGAAGAAGAAGCAGUAUGAUCAACUCCAGGCCAUUCUCCAGCACGGCCAAGAGCUCGUGAACGCUUCGAACCAGAAUCGCGCCCGCUCUCAGAAAUUGGGUCGCAUGAUGGUUUCUCAUCACCAGUACAUGGAGAAGGAAGAGCAACGACGCGUGGAGCGUACUGCUAAGCAGCGUCUCCAGGCUCUGAAAGCCAACGAUGAGGAGACCUACAUGAAGCUGCUUGGCCAGGCCAAGGAUUCUCGUAUUUCACACUUGCUCAACCAGACUGACAAGUUCUUGAAGGAGCUUGCAGCUUCAGUUAGGAGGCAACAGCGUAACCAAGCUGAGCGUUAUGGCGAAGAUGAUGAAGAGGAGGAAGAGGAAGAGGAGGAGCUUGCUGACAGUGACAUUGAUGAAGCUACGCAAGAUCCCAACAAAAAGAAGAUCGAUUACUACGCCGUGGCUCAUCGUAUUAGGGAACAGGUUACAGAGCAGCCUAGUAUGCUUGUUGGCGGUUCGCUUAAAGAAUACCAGCUGAAGGGUCUGCAAUGGAUGAUUUCGUUGUACAACAACAACCUGAACGGUAUCUUGGCAGAUGAGAUGGGUCUUGGAAAAACAAUUCAAACCAUCAGUUUGAUCACUCACAUCAUUGAGAAGAAGAGGAACAACGGUCCUUUCCUGGUCAUCGUGCCCCUCAGUACAUUGACUAAUUGGAAUAUCGAGUUCGACAAAUGGGCACCUUCUGUCACCAAGGUUGUUUACAAGGGUCCUCCCAACGCCCGAAAGCAGCAGCAACAGCAGAUCCGCUGGGGCAAUUUCCAGGUUCUUCUCACGACUUAUGAAUAUAUUAUUAAGGAUCGACCUAUUUUGAGCAAAAUCAAGUGGACCCACAUGAUUGUCGAUGAGGGUCAUCGUAUGAAGAACGCCAACUCGAAGUUGAGCAGCACUCUGUCUUCCUAUUAUAACAGCCGAUAUCGUCUGAUUUUGACUGGUACCCCGUUGCAGAACAACCUUCCCGAACUUUGGGCCCUACUGAAUUUCGUUCUGCCCAACAUUUUCAAAUCUGUGAAGUCGUUCGAUGAAUGGUUCAAUACCCCGUUUGCCAAUACUGGUGGCCAAGACCGCAUGGACCUGAGUGAAGAAGAGCAGUUGCUAGUCAUUCGUCGUCUGCACAAGGUGCUUCGCCCGUUCUUGCUUCGUCGUCUCAAGAAGGACGUGGAGAAGGAUCUACCCGACAAGCAGGAACGUGUCGUCAAAUGUCGUUUCUCCGCCUUGCAGGCCAAGCUUUACAAGCAACUUGUCACACACAACAAGAUUGCUGUCGGCGAUGGCAAGGGUGGUAAGACUGGAAUGCGUGGAUUGAGCAACAUGCUUAUGCAGCUGCGUAAACUUUGCAACCAUCCCUUUGUCUUUGAGCCCGUUGAGGAUCAAAUGAACCCUACUCGCAUGACCAAUGAUCUUCUUUGGCGAACCGCAGGUAAAUUCGAACUGCUCGACCGUAUUUUGCCCAAGUUCCGUGCCACUGGUCACCGUGUCUUGAUGUUCUUCCAAAUGACUCAAAUUAUGAACAUUAUGGAGGAUUUCCUUCGUAUGCGUGGCCUCAAGUACCUUCGUCUGGAUGGUUCUACCAAGUCUGACGACCGAUCGGAUCUGUUGAAGGUCUUUAAUGACCCCAACUCAGAGUAUUUCUGCUUCUUGCUUUCUACUCGUGCUGGUGGUUUGGGUCUCAACUUGCAGACCGCUGAUACUGUCAUCAUCUAUGAUUCAGAUUGGAAUCCUCACCAAGAUUUGCAGGCACAAGAUCGUGCGCAUCGUAUUGGUCAGAAGAACGAGGUCCGAAUUUUGCGACUCAUUAGUUCCAACUCCGUCGAAGAGAAGAUUCUGGAGCGUGCACAGUUCAAGCUGGACAUGGAUGGCAAGGUUAUCCAAGCAGGAAAGUUCGAUAACAAGUCGACCAACGAAGAACGUGAUGCUCUUCUCCGAACCCUCUUAGACACCGCAGAAGCUGCAGAUCAAGUUGGAGAGCAGGAAGAAAUGGACGAUGAUGAACUGAAUGAAAUCAUGUCUCGUUCAGAAGAGGAGGUCAAAAUCUUCCAAGAGAUGGACAGGCAGCGAGCACUCACCGGUGCAUACGGCCCUGGGAAACGUUACCCUCGCCUGAUGUGCGAGGAAGAACUUCCAGAUAUCUACCUUCAAGAAGACAACCCCAUUACUGAAGAUGUGGAGGCUGAAGUUUAUGGACGUGGUGCUCGUGAGCGCAAGGUGACUCGAUAUGAUGAUGGUCUAUCGGAACAGCAAUUCUUGGACGCUAUGGAGGGUCUUGAAGAAGGCCGACUCACCCUGGACCAAGUCAUUGAGAGGAACGAACGCCGUGCUGCUGAACGUGCUGCCCGGAAGGAUAAGAAGCACAAGAGGGCGGCGGGCCUUCCAGACUCCUCACCGGAACCAGAGCCAUCAAUUAUUGACGAAGAGUCCGAAACUCCUCAAAAGAAGCAAGGACGUCGCCGUGGCCCUCCACCUAAGCGAAAGGCGGAAGAGCCAAUUGAAGAGAAUCCUCAGCCCAAGCGCAAAAGAGGCCGCCAGCCCAAGAUUCCCGAAACUCUGAGCGGUGCCGAUCGCGCCACCCUAACUCGUAUAGUCACCAGCACUAUUCAGUCGCUGAAGGAGAUGGAGCAAGAAAUACCGACCGAAGGCUCGGAUAGUGAAGAAGAGCCGCUUGUGCGUGCGAUCAUUGAUCCGUUCAUGAAGCCUCCGCCUCGCUCCCAGUAUCCAGACUACUACAUGAUCAUCAAGAAUCCAAUCGCAAUGGAGCAGAUCGAAAAGAAGUUGAAGCGCGAUGACUACCAGAGCUUGAAAGAAUUCCGGGACGACGUACAUCUGCUUUGUCAGAACGCCAGAACGUAUAACGAGGAUGGCAGUAUCUUGUUCCAGGAUGCUAAUGACAUUGAGGCCAAAUGCGUUAUGGAGUUGAAGAAACAGUCCGAGGGACACCCCGAAUUUUCCAACUUUGAUGAUCCUGGCUCCAUCGCUGGCGACGGUGUGUCAACUGGAGGCGCCUCGGGCACUGACACCCCCUUGACUGCCGGCACUCCUGGAGCCCAACCGAAGCUCAAGCUUACAUUCAACAACUCCAACUUUGAUAUUGGCAGUACCGCGAAUGGAACCGAGCCUAGUCUGGAUGAGGAGUAA
This is a messenger RNA of Penicillium angulare, 4236 nucleotides long. RefSeq names its product putative RSC complex subunit (Sth1). Gene Ontology annotation, cellular component: nucleus. The transcript has 4 exons. Bases 1 to 4236 code for a protein of 1411 amino acids. Gene Ontology annotation, biological process: positive regulation of transcription by RNA polymerase II. The record is from RefSeq and is a predicted model, not a curated record. NCBI's taxonomy places the organism in Eukaryota, Fungi, Ascomycota, Eurotiomycetes, Eurotiales, Aspergillaceae. Gene Ontology annotation, molecular function: ATP binding; ATP-dependent chromatin remodeler activity; histone binding.